CCAGUCGGCGGUAACGCUUUCAGGAAAUGUUGGAGAAACUGUUUGCUAGAACAGCUUUAUCCGUUUGAGGUCGUCAUCACAUUAUCAUAUUUAUGGAUGUGUCAUUUGCAGAAAGAUGUGCUUGAGAUAAAUAUGUGUUUAUUUCUGAGUAGCUAAACCCCUUUCUGUUUGAGUUUUGAACUGCUAUAAUGAGCUCAGCAGGAGACAGACGGCGCUCCUCCAUGAAGUCUCAGAUUUCUGAUCCCGUUCCCUUACAGAAUAAAUGUUAUUGUUUGAUCUUUAGCUGUGUGGGAACAUGAAAGCAGAGGCUUCAGAUGGAGAAACAUUAGAAGAAACAUUAGAAGUGUCUGAAGUAAAAAAAGAGGAGACGCUGGAGCUGAAGAUUGACGACUAUGAGGACGACCUCGACAACACACCUGAAGAUAUCUCAGUUAAAGAGGAAGAUCCUGACAUUAAAAACUACCUUUACUGUGAGAUUUGCAAAUCCAUCUUCUUCAAUAAGUGUGAGGUUCAUGGACCGCCCCUUUUCAUCCCUGAUACUCCCGCUCCCAUGGGGGUCACCGAGCGAGCCAGACAAACUCUUCCUCCUGGACUGGAGAUUCAGAAGUCUGGUAUUCCUAACGCAGGCCUGGGAGUGUUCAAUACGGGGGAGACUGUUCCAGUAGGUGCACACUUCGGACCCUACCAGGGAGAGCUGGUAGACAGAGAGGAAGCCAUGAACAGUGGAUACUCCUGGGUGAUAUGCAGGGGCAGGCAAGGUGAAAAAUACAUAGAUGCCAAAAGAGAAAUGCAUGCAAACUGGAUGAGGUUUGUAAAUUGUGCUUGUGAUGAUGAACAGAACCUUGUGGCAUUUCAAUAUCAAGGAGGAAUUCUGUACCGUUGCUGUCGACCAAUUAACCCAGGACAGGAGCUCUUGGUGUGGUAUGAAGAGAAGUACGCAAAAGAACUCAGUCCUGCAUUUAACCAGCUCUGGGACAGAAAAUGCUUCACAAAUGAAAUAAACAACGCACAGGUGCAAGUCUUUUCCUGCUCCACAUGUCCUCUUUCCUCUUCAUCUCAAAUUUACCUAGACAAACACAUCCAGAGCUGCCACUAUGAGGAGAAUGUGAGACUGCAAGAACCCCAAGAGAUUAAGUAUGAGAUUCAGGUCAUUUCCAAAGACUCUAGUAGUCAGCCAUCAUCAUCUGAUAUUCUCAGUUCUGACACUCACAAAUGUAUAAGGAAGAAGAUGAUUCACCACUGUACAGCCUGUGAAAAGAACUUUGGUCAUCAGGAUGCACUUAAAACACACCAGUGCAGUCAAGCAGGAGAAAAACCACACUGCUGCUCACAGUGUGGAAAGAGAUUUAGCAAAAGGAUUAAUCUCCACAAACACCAGCGCAUUCACACAGGCAAGAAACCCCAUCAGUGUUCACAGUGUGGAAAGAGUUUUACUCUUCCAAGUGCUGUCCUAGUCCAUCAGCGGAUCCACACAGGAGAGAAGCCGUAUCGCUGUUCACAAUGUGGCCCCAUCUCCUCAUCAUGUGUCAUCAGACAGUUACAGCAUCCACAUCAUAACAUCAUGCCACCCAAGGGAAAGGUACAAGGAAAAUCCAAGAAAAGCAGUUCUCAUCCACAACUAUCUCCUGUUAGUCCUGCUUAUAUGGUCUCAGAAAAAGAAGGUGAAACUAAUCCUGCUAAUAAUGAGUCAGCUUCAGGCACACCUGCUCCAGAAUUAACCAAGAAGGCCAGAGCUCCCGCACUUACAUUGAAGCCUGAACAGGAGCAGGAAGUAGUUGACUGGUACAGGGAAAAUGAAUUUCUGUACAAUUUUGAAAUGGCUGACCACAAAAAUAGAGAAAAGAAAAGCAGAGUGGUUUCAGAGAAGGCACAGCAGUUGGGCAUCACAGUUGACCAGUUGACUACCUGGUUGAAGUCUAUGAGAGAUAGGACUGGGAAACUUACCAAGAAGCAGCCGUCUGGGUCAGGAACACUUCCAAUGACCGACAGAGACAAGUGGCUACUAGAGAAUUUUGGCUAUAUUCAGAACUUCAUGAAGAGGGUGGCAGAGGGAAAAAGAAAUAAGCGAGGUCAACCGUCCUCCAGGGCUGGGACUUGUACUCAGUCUGCUGAUGUCGCAGUGACUUCACCUGCCGAUGACAGCAAUGAGGAGGAUGGAGAUCCUGAAUCAGGGUCUAGCAUAGUCUCAAAGAGGUCAACUCAACCUAAGAAGAUGAUCCCUGUAGAGCUUUCAUCAAUACCCACUGCAGCUGCUCUCAGUGAAAAGGCAGCUGAUUUGCAAGAUGUCCUUAAGCAUACAGCACAACCACAUGAUGAUGAGAUGGGAUCGAGGAGGGCAAUGGCAGAGAUGAUUUAUCAUGAAACCAGGCUCAUGGAUGCUGAUACGUGGCAGGAAUGCCAAGCUGCUAUAUUUCAGACCUUGAUGCACUUUAAGACUGUCAGUCGCCAGAGACAGCUUGUACCUCUUCACGCUCCUUGGUCCUAUCAGCCGACCCCUGGCCCUUCGUGGGUGUACCAGCCUGCUGCUUCCUUGUCGCCCCAGCCAGCAGCUUUCAUGGCCUUCCAGGCACCUGCAUGCUCUCCUCCUUCUUUUCAGCAUCUUGCAGUGCCUUCUCCUUCGUCACUGCAGCCACCUGCAAGUCCGGCAGUACCAAACUGCUCCAUUGCCCAGGCAGCUCUCCACCCCAGGACCAAUGUUAUCUGAUGCUGAGGCAUUUUUCAUCAGUUAGGCUCCUACAGGCCAUAACUCUUGUCCAGACAAGCACUCCCAGGAUGCCUAAUGACACCUUUUUCAUGAUGCGUGAUUCGGGCACUUACGAUGAGGAUUCUGGCGAUGAGGACAAGUAAAAUGUUUUCUGCAAGACCCCACUUUUUAUGGUGUCACAGUUUAUUGGGCCGUUACUAGUAGUUCUCGGAAAGAAGUAGAAAAUCAGCAACAACACCAAAUUAAUUUCUGGGAUUCCUG
Molecule: messenger RNA, 2965 nt
Organism: Clarias gariepinus (North African catfish)
Lineage: Eukaryota; Metazoa; Chordata; Actinopteri; Siluriformes; Clariidae
Exons: 9
Coding region: 296-2704 (802 amino acids)
Cellular component (GO): nucleus
Molecular function (GO): protein binding; histone methyltransferase activity
Source: RefSeq, a predicted model, not a curated record